This is a messenger RNA of Tachysurus fulvidraco (yellow catfish), 649 nucleotides long. RefSeq names its product mucin-17-like. The transcript has 5 exons. Bases 79 to 645 code for a protein of 188 amino acids. The record is from RefSeq and is a predicted model, not a curated record. Lineage: Eukaryota; Metazoa; Chordata; Actinopteri; Siluriformes; Bagridae.
CCAAACUUUACUGUUACCGAUGUCCAGGUCAACAAAACUGAAUUGGAUCAAAAAGAGUACUGUGAUCAAGUUACAGCAAUGUUUCCUGAGGAGUACCGUCAGUAUUUCAUUUCUGCUACUGUGAUGGGUAAACUAACAUGUAUCAACCAAUGUCAUCCUGAUCAUCUUACUCCAAAGAUCUGCAUGAACAAAGGUACCUGUGAGGUUUCCAAGCAAGGACCAAGCUGCUUCUGUCUUCAGACAGAUGCAAAUUGGUAUCUUGGAGAAGAUUGCAAGUACCAAGUUCACAAAGUGGGCUUCUAUGCUGGAGUGGCAGUUGUCACAGUGGUUUUAUUUAUAGCUAUAGCAAUGCUUUCAAGAGAAGAGAAAGAGAGGAAAGAGAAGAGGAAUAAAGACAACAAGGAAGCUCUUGUGAAUCAGUGGAUAGAUGAUGAUUUUGAGUGGCCCUCACAAAAAAGAACAAACACAUCUCUUUCAGUUCUUAAUGAAACCUACGAUAAUCCUGCACAAUCAAAUGAGAACUUCAGCCAGAGUACCACAGCUCAGAGAACAACCUCUUCCACAGAACGAUACUUCCCCCAAUUCAACUUGCCUGAAAAUGAAAUCUCACUUCCUUCUCUCCACAACAAUUACCCUGUAAGUUGAGAAA